CGAAUGUGUUGGUCCAAUAAUUUAGUGCAAAAACCAUCUUCUUUUUUCUGCUUUCUCGUAUAGCAUCCUGUUUUGGGAAACAUUUUUUUUUGAGGGAAUCAGAAAAUGUCAUCGGAGAACGGGAAAAGGUUGCUGGAAACUGAUGCCGGCGGCUUGAAUUUUGAGGCUACCGAGCUGACUUUAGGGUUACCUGGAGAGCCUAGAGUAACAUCGGACGGUGGAGCUAAGUUGGGCAGUAAACGUGGAUUUUCCGAAACCGUUGAUCUUAAGUUGGGUGACAACAAUCGAGAGGUUAAGCUGGGUCACUCCCUCCAAGAAGCUGCUAAGUCUCCUGUUUCAAAGACACAAGUGGUGGGUUGGCCGCCGGUGAGAGGCUUUGCAAAGAGAGGAAAGAAGAGUUGCAAAUAUGUAAAAGUGGCGGUGGACGGUGCUCCAUAUUUAAGGAAAGUUGAUCUCGAGAUAUACAAUAGUUAUCAGCAGCUGUUAACCUCCCUUGAAGACAUGUUUUCAUGUUUCACCAUAAGAAACUAUUUGAACGAGAAGAAAAUAGAGCAAGUGAAUGGAAUUGAGUAUAUGCCUACAUAUGAGGAUAAGGACGGAGAUUGGAUGUUGGUGGGAGAUGUACCAUGGCAAAUGUUUGUUGAAUCUUGCAAACGCUUAAGGUUAAUGAAAAGUUCAGAGGCAGUUGGAUUAGGUCUAACGACAGGUCCAAAAUACUCAAGCACAAAUUAAAGAAAGAAGCCUUUUUAAUUCAAGCAUCCGAGAAAGAAAUCAUAAAGAAUUGUACAGAGGCUUUUUUGCUUUGUUUGAACUUUUUUUUACCUGGCGAGCAGGGUUUUUGACUAAGAUAUAGACUGCCAAAUUGCAAGAAACAUAAAUUAAAUAAGCUGUAAUUGUAGUGCAUUGAUGUUGUGGGCUUUUUUCUCCACAUUACUUAAUCAUCUCUUCUUCCUUUGUUUUCAUUUUUCUUAAUAAAAGGAUUCAUUUCAAACUUAA
This is a messenger RNA of Gossypium raimondii (Peruvian cotton), 996 nucleotides long. Its product is annotated as auxin-responsive protein IAA16. Gene Ontology annotation, cellular component: nucleus. Gene Ontology annotation, molecular function: protein binding. Lineage: Eukaryota; Viridiplantae; Streptophyta; Magnoliopsida; Malvales; Malvaceae. Bases 106 to 732 code for a protein of 208 amino acids. The transcript is spliced from 4 exons. Gene Ontology annotation, biological process: regulation of DNA-templated transcription. The record is from RefSeq and is a predicted model, not a curated record.